AUGUGCCUAUUUGUGGAGACCCACUACUCCAAUUGCAACCAUAGGUGCUUCGAGCUCUACCUCUUUUGCCAUGAAAUCCUCAACCAACUAAAUCGCAUCAACGACCCGGACCAGCUCAGAAACUACGAUUUGCCAUUCGACCCUGAUUGUCCCACCUGCCACCCAUACACAAUCACUAUGAGAGCAACUCAGCCGGAUAUGAGUUAUCUGAGUGUGAUUUCGGAGAGCAACAUUGUGCACCAGAUGAUGGAUUUGGUGGAGAGCUGCCCUGAUUGCAAUACAAAGGGCGUGUGA
Molecule: messenger RNA, 294 nt
Organism: Penicillium expansum
Lineage: Eukaryota; Fungi; Ascomycota; Eurotiomycetes; Eurotiales; Aspergillaceae
Exons: 1
Coding region: 1-294 (97 amino acids)
Source: RefSeq, a predicted model, not a curated record